This is a messenger RNA of Musa acuminata AAA Group (dessert banana), 1119 nucleotides long. Its product is annotated as transmembrane ascorbate ferrireductase 2-like. Gene Ontology annotation, molecular function: oxidoreductase activity. The record is from RefSeq and is a predicted model, not a curated record. The transcript has 4 exons. Bases 137 to 889 code for a protein of 250 amino acids. Lineage: Eukaryota; Viridiplantae; Streptophyta; Magnoliopsida; Zingiberales; Musaceae.
UCUUCGAGGGUGAUUCGGUCGGCCGAACACAUCACGAUCGCCGAGGACUUCAGACUUUCGCACCGUCGCCGCCAUCGAACUGCCUACCCACCUCGAUCGCUGCUUGGUUUCAUCCGAUCGGAGGGGAAAGCGACGGAUGGGCGCUCCGGUGGUGUGGUUCCCGAUCGUGCCUCUGAUCCGCCUGACGGGCGCCGCGGCGGCGACUUUCGUCCUCAUCUGGGCCGUGCACUUCCGGGGGGGAUUGGCUCUCAUCUCCGACAACAAGGAUCUCAUCUUCAACACAUCUAGAUCCUCUCCCUCCCCAACAGCAGUGGUGCAAUUUGAAUCGCAUGAGAGCAGUAGAGUGAUGGCAGUGGCACCAACAAUGGGUUGGCAUAGAUUAGCUAUGUUAGCAUACAAGACGAUGCCAGGAACCAAGAGCUUCAAAAAGGCAGUGCAUCUAUCAAUUCAGUUCCUUGCUUUAUGUUUGGGCUUAAUUGGCACAUGGGCUGCUUUAAAGUUCCACAAUGACAAGGGCAUUGAUAACUUCUACAGUCUGCACUCAUGGUUGGGGCUUGCAUGUAUCCUGCUAUUUUCUAUCCAGUGGGGAAUGGGGUUUGCUACCUUCUGGUAUCCUGGUGGCUCAAGAAGUAGCAGAGCUUUCUUGCUUCCUUGGCAUGUAUUUUUCGGGGCAUACAUAUAUGCUCUUGCCGUGGUUACAGCGAUAACUGGCCUCUUGGAAAAGGCUACUUUUCUUCAGGCCAGCAAGACAAUAUUACGCUACUCGAAUGAGGCUUUCUUAAUCAACUCCUUAGGCAUUUUGCUCGUUCUUCUUGGGGGGCUUGUUAUUCUUGCACUCGUUACACCAGGAACUGCAAGAUCUGAUCUACAGAGAGGAAACUCUGAAUAGGGAAUUAUUCAUUUGUGCUGAUUAUUUUAUGGUAUUUUCAUCUGGAAUUGUGCUUGUUCAUCAUUAGCAUGAGCUUGUUUUGCACUGAAGCAGGUAGGCUGAAAUAUGUUUUUUUUUUUUUUUAAUCUGUGCACUGUAUAAUCAUUUUGCCCUGCUUAACAAUUAAUGUAUUUUUUUGCUAGUUUGAAAAUUUUGGAGUUUGAGGGCAGAAAUGCUUGUUUUUCCCUGUA